AAAAAAAAAAAAAAAAAAAAAAAAAAAAAAAAAGGCAUGCACUGCAUACCAUACCGCUAUCUGGCUUGCGACGCGGCUUAUCGCCCUAGCAGAGCUCAUAAAUGAGCACCGAGGGCGGUCGCAUCCGAGUCGUCCCCGCUGGUCUCCCUCCGUAGCGAUGUUCUCCACGCUCACGACAACUGUAGCACUUGCUCUGGUGCUUGCGAGCUCCCAUGUCCUCGGACAACAACAGGUCAUGCCAGCGUCACCGCCGUGGGAGUACGAGAAAGAGCCUGAGGCGGUCAACUUCACGCAGCUCUUCUCGUCGGAGGGUAUCUACCAGGAGGCAUGGACUAGGGAGUCCUGGAACGGCCUCACUACCUUUGCGCGUUCCGCGCCUCUCAGGUGCUUCGGUGUAGACUCGGAGAGCCCGUAUGAUGUCGCUGUCAUCGGUGCUCCAUUUGACACUGCGACAAGCUUCCGACCUGGAGCACGGUUCGGCCCCAAUGGCAUUCGGCAAGGUGCCCGUCGCUUGGGCAUCGAGCGGAUUAACGUGCCCAUGAAGAUCCGUGUCUCCGAUUACCUGGACAUAGUUGACUGCGGCGACGUUCCAAUGGUCUACACCGACAACAAGGUCGCGUUGCGCCAGCUCGAAGCUGCAAACAAAAUGCUGCUCUCCAAGACCAGCCUCCGCUCCUUCGAGGGCACCAGUCUCGCGAAGGACGGCAAGUACCACCCUCGUGUGCUGACCCUCGGUGGUGACCACACAAUCACUCUCCCGUUGCUCCGUGGUGUUGCGGAGGUCUACGGCCCUGUCAGCGUCAUCCACUUUGAUAGCCACAUCGAUACAUGGAAGCCGAGGGCAUGGGGCGGUAGCCCAUGGCUUCCGGGUGAGGAGGUUCCUGUCUCGCAUGGCAGCUACUUCUGGUAUGCGCAUAACGAGGGUCUCCUGGCACCCAACAACUCCAACAUCCACGUCGGCAUCCGGGGCGCUCUCAGCAGCUGGGACGACUACGAGAACGAUUACGAGGUUGGCUUCGUCAUCUCGCACGCCGAUGACCUCGAGGAGGUCGGCUGGAGAGGUGUUGUGAAGAAGAUCCGGGACACUGUGGGGGACAACCCUGUAUACCUCACUCUGGAUAUUGACGUUAUUGACCCUGGCAUGGCCCCUGCCACUGGAACCCCCGAAAUCGGUGGUAUCACUACAAGGGAAAUCAAGAAGAUCAUGCAGGGUCUUGCUGGCUUGAAGAUCGUCGGCGCAGACAUCGUAGAGGUUGCACCUGGCUACGACACUCAAGACGAGAUCACGCAGAUCGCUGCCGCCAACAUUGGCUACGACAUCCUCGCUCUAAUGGCGAAGACCCCUUUGACGGCGUAGACGCCAACGAGCUACUGGCUGAGCCGGCCGUUGGAAAUG
Messenger RNA from Rhodofomes roseus, 1396 nucleotides. RefSeq names its product agmatinase. Gene Ontology annotation, molecular function: agmatinase activity; metal ion binding. The transcript has 11 exons. Lineage: Eukaryota; Fungi; Basidiomycota; Agaricomycetes; Polyporales; Fomitopsidaceae. The record is from RefSeq and is a predicted model, not a curated record. The coding region runs from base 158 to 1357 and encodes 399 amino acids.